CCAUUAUAAAUACCACUCCCCUUCAAUACUUUUUUCCCCAAAACCAAAACCCUAAUUUAACAAAUCUCUCAAAUUACAUUCAAAAUUUCUCUACAAUUAACAUGGCCGGAACCUUAACUAACUCCGCCGGAGCAACCUCUUUCCUGUUCCUCAACAACCACCGCUCAUCCACAGCAAAUUCAACCAAAUCGACCUCAAAUUUGCACAUCCGAAACCGCAACGGUAACAGUUUGAAAGCAUCGCUUCAUGCUGUGAUCGAUGAGCCACUGGUUGAAUCUACGAGAUCGAUGAGUUUGUAUGAUGUUUUGUGUGUGAAGAGAGAUGCUACGGCUUGUGAGAUUAAAUCUGCGUACCGGAGUUUAGCGAAGCGGUAUCAUCCGGACACUUCCGGUUUGAAUGGAAACGGUGAUCGUGAUUUUAUUGAGAUUCGGAAUGCUUAUGUUACGUUGUUUGAUCCGAUGUCACGAGCUUUGUAUGAUUUGAAGUUGAGUGCUGGAUUUGAACGGCGAUCGGGAGUGUGUAAUGGUGCCGGAGUUUACGCCGGACGGCGGUGGGAGACUGAUCAGUGUUGGUAGAUUUAAGUAGAGAACGGAUGUAUGUAAAUUGUGUGACUCUCUUUUUGGGCUUUGUAAAUUUGGUCAUUAAUAUUAUUUACUCUUGCCCCA
Messenger RNA from Helianthus annuus (common sunflower), 665 nucleotides. Its product is annotated as chaperone protein dnaJ 11, chloroplastic. NCBI's taxonomy places the organism in Eukaryota, Viridiplantae, Streptophyta, Magnoliopsida, Asterales, Asteraceae. The record is from RefSeq and is a predicted model, not a curated record. The transcript has a single exon. The coding region runs from base 102 to 575 and encodes 157 amino acids.